AUGAAGAUGAACUCUACGAAGAAGAAGUCUUUGCUAAACAAAGUCAAGAGAGGGGAGGAACGACACGAUGCAGUCAUAGUUAAAACUGAAACUGAAGAGGGAGGCUCUCGUGAGGUUCACAUUCAUGGUGACGGUUUUAACAUCCAAAUCAAGGAGGAACCGUAUUCGCACGAGAUCAGUGAGGAGCACAGUGGGGACCCAUCAAGCUGCUCAGACACUAAGCCUGACAGCCUGAUCAAGGAGGAGUGUGACUCCGACCAACAGCCAGAACAUGAAUUCAAUGAAGCUGCUGUCAAGGAGGAGUCAGAGUCAUGGAUAAAAGAGGAGGCAGAGGGGAGAGAGGAGGUCUGCACAGAGGCGUCAUCUGAGUUCUUUCCAUGUCCACACUGCAAUGUCUCCUUCACUGACUUGGACUUCUUGGAGAAGCACAUCAAGUGGGUGCAUCAGAAGCAGUAUCUUGCCAAGCUGAAAAAAUGCCUCUCAAGCCGCACACUAAACCUCAUUACUAAACACACCUGCACUGUCUGCAGCAGCACCUUUAAGUCCAAAGUACACCUUAGGGUCCAUGUACGUGAAGCCCACCCUUCCGCCCCUCCCCGCAGGCUCCACCCAUGUCCAACCUGUGCACGCAGCUUCCAGUACCUGAAAAAUCUGAAGAACCACUGUCAGCGAUGGCACAACAUGUCUGUGGUUACCAGAGGAGGACAUCUCAGCUGUGCGGACUGUGGGAAGAGUUUCAAAGCUACCUGGGGUCAAGGGCCUCAUUUGUGUCAUGAACCAGGUAACACAGAACCCGAGGACAAGCCGAUCUGUCUGGACACCGGUGUGCAGUGUCCAGAAUGUGGCAAGAAGCUAUGCACACCUCAAAGCCUGGAGGAUCACAUGCGCACACACACAGGUGACCGUCCGUUUGUCUGCAAGGAUUGUGGCAGGAGGUUCGUGGAGCGCAGCGGUUGGCGGCAACACAUGAAAAUACACACGGGGGAGAAGCCACACAAAUGUCAGGUGUGUGGGAAAGCCUUUAUAAGAGCGCAUCACCUCAAGAGUCACUUAACCACACACUCUGGAAAGAAGGAAUAUUCUUGCUCUGAAUGUGGAAAGGAGUUUGGAUUCAAGUCAAGUCUGGUUCUGCACCUGAGGACGCAUUCCAGUGAGAAACCGUUCCAUUGCAAUGUAUGUGGAAAGAACUUUAACACCCCAAGAAACCUGAGGGUUCACUCCAGAAUCCACAGCAAUGAGAAAGCCCAUCAGUGUGGGGACUGCGGGCUGAAGAUCGGAGAUCUUGGGUCUUUGAAAAUACACCUGCGGACUCACACCGGAGAAAGGCCUUACCACUGCACAGUCUGCGGCAACAGGUUCAUUCGGCUUUCACAUCUGCGAAACCACCAACGCACCCACACUGGGGAGAGACCUUACAAAUGUAAUGAAUGCGACAAGAGUUUCACUCAGUCUGGCGACCUGGUGAAGCAUAAGAGGAUUCACUCUGGGGAAAAGCCCUUUGAAUGUCCAGACUGCCACCGCUGCUACACCUCCUCUGGUGAUCUCGGUAAGCACAGGAGGAGUCACACUAACCUGCGUCCCUACACGUGUCAAGAAUGUGGAAAAAGCUUUCGUUUGUCAGGCCAUUUGAAAACUCAUAUGUUAACUCACACAGGGGAGAAGCCAUAUUCCUGCCCCAACUGCCUCCGCAGGUUUGCUCGAUCUCACCAUCUUUCUGGGCAUGUGGCUAAAUGUCGCUGAGCUCUCAUUGGAGGAUUGUAAACAAGCUAAGCUGAUUUACCGUAUUUUCUGGACUAUAGAACGCACCUGAGUAUAAGCCGAACCCACCAAAUUAACCUCUGAAAUUACCUCUGAAAGCUUUUGUCGUCUUUUUGCAUUGCGUCAGUUCUUCACGCUGCCGUCU
Scatophagus argus is the source of this 1903-nucleotide messenger RNA. RefSeq names its product gastrula zinc finger protein XlCGF57.1. The record is from RefSeq and is a predicted model, not a curated record. Lineage: Eukaryota; Metazoa; Chordata; Actinopteri; Scatophagidae. Gene Ontology annotation, molecular function: DNA-binding transcription factor activity, RNA polymerase II-specific; RNA polymerase II cis-regulatory region sequence-specific DNA binding. Gene Ontology annotation, biological process: regulation of transcription by RNA polymerase II. Bases 1 to 1740 code for a protein of 579 amino acids. The transcript is spliced from 2 exons. Gene Ontology annotation, cellular component: nucleus.